AUGACUAAUCUCGUUAAUACCAACCUGGGAUUUAUUGUCUUUGGAUUAAUUUUUGCUUCGUUCUACGGCAGUGCCACGCGGAUAUUCGAUAUCGAAAACAUCCCCGUCGUCAAGUACGUGGCCGUCGCCGGUCGAAACGUUACCAUCAGCUGUCCCGGAGUGAACGAACACUCACUAAUCGAUGCGCUCAUUUGGAAAACCACACAAACGGUUGCGGAGUACGUUAAUGGGUUGCCCCUGGUGAACAACCCGAGGAUUACGCUUCUGCCGGACAACUUUAGUCUGCACAUCAGCCCCACCAGUUCGGCCGACACGGCGGAGUACACCUGUCUGUUCAACGACCGCCACAGCCCGGAAGCGAUUGCGGAUCUGCUGGUGCAGGAUGUUCCGGAUCCGCCCGGACGGCCGCUCGUGGUGAGCUUUACGUCACGUUCCGUCGAUUUGUCCUGGGCCCACUCACAGGACGCUCGUAACGCUCCGGUUACGAAUUUCAUCAUCCAAACAAGGGUCGGAGAAAAUGGAGAAUGGCAUCAGGUGCCAUUGAUCUACACAAAAUCGAACCAGGCCUCGUAUCAGGUGACGGAACUGCUGCCCUUUACCGUGUACAGCUUUCGCAUCAUCGCUGUCAACGAGCUGGGCAACAGUGUACCCUCGAAGGAGUCGUACUACUUCGUUACGCUGCGGGAAGCGCCAACCGGAAAACCGGUAACGACGAUAGCACACAACACAUCCGCCACCUCGGUCUACAUCUCCUGGAAGCCCCCGCCGCCGGACACAAUUUUGGGCGAGUUUCUCGGCUAUCGCAUAACGUACCGCACCCGGGACCGCCAUCCGGACGACGUGAAGGAGAUUUACAUCCGUGACAGCACCGUCGAGAGCUACGAGAUCCACAACCUGCAAACGUACACGCAGUAUCUGGUGUCGAUACAGGUGUUUAAUCCCGAGGGAUUAGGCCCACCAACGACGGUGCUGGUGAUGACCGACGAAGGCGUGCCGACCAAACCGAGAAACCUGAGCGUGCUGGAGAUCACCUCGACGACGAUCCGCAUCAGCUGGCUCGAGCCGGAAAAGCGGAACGGCGUCAUUCACGGCUACCGGGUGUACUACGUCUACCAGAACCAAACGCUGCUACACCUGCCGAUCCUGAAAAACGAUGCGGCACAAAACUCCGUCUUCUACUACACGUUGACCAACCUGAAGCCCUACACGGACUACCGGAUCAUCGUGACGGCGUUCACGCUAAAGUACGACGGUGAACCUUCGGAGGUGUCCUUGCGAACGGAUGUCGGUGGUCCGAGUCCGCCAAAGGUUGUCAACCUGACGUGCCACUCGCACGAUACGCUUUUCUUUAGCUGGCGGAUGCCACGGGUGUACCACGCGUCGAUCGACUUUUACAUCGUCAACUAUCGCAAUCUCGAAUAUGACGACGCGCACGAGAUACGGAUCUCUGCGAACGCGUCCAUUGUCGAGACGUCGAUGGUCAUCCCCAACCUGACGACGAAUAGUGCGUAUGAGGUGAAGGUCCGUGGUGCCACCGUCAGUACGGUCAACCCCAAGAAGGUGGUUCUCGGUACCUACAGCGAACCGAUCAAGAUCACGCUGAGGGCCAACUGUGAGCAGUACCAACCGCCGCCACUUCGGCACAACCCGUACGUCGACCAGGAGCUCGUCAUUUUGGCUGGCAUCGUGAUCGGAUGCUUCGGGCUGCUGCUCAUCAUCCUGGCGAUCGUCCUGUGGAGAAAGUGCUUCCACGCGACCUACGAAGCCGGAGACCAGCGACCGUCGGAGCGAACUGACCACAAACCGGUGCAAUCGAACGGCUGGAAAACGUCCUGCGACUCGAACGGCAUCGUGCAGACGUCGAUCCCGUCGGAGGAGUACAUCAACGGGCAGCAGCAGGCGAUGAUCGAUCGAUUCCACCAGCACUAGGGCACCAGCUGCCUCGCUGCCGGGAUGACUGAUUAAUGGUAAGUGUCCAGACGCCGGGACACCACUUCCGUCCUCACGAUUCGCAUCUCGCGCGCUUGCAGUAACUCACCAGACGGCCGUGGGACGGCAUCAGCCCCGGGGGAUGGCACCCGGUUUCUGCGAACAAAUCGCGCGCCCCGCCGUCAUGAUGGAAUGUACCUGACUAGGAUAAUUUAAGGAUAAGUCGCUUUAGGCAAAACAUACACGAAAGAAGACGAAUAAAGGAAAUCGUCCGUCGGUCCUGGGACUCACACAAUCGACUCAUCGUCGAGGGUCGGUUCUCUGUAGGGACUGGGGCCCUGUUGGGCUCGGGAAACCAUCGAAAACAUCCCUUACCUUUGCUGUGUCGUAUCAAUGGGUUGCAUGUGUGACGAAACCGCUAGUAUUACGAAUCGCUCCGGGAGCCCUUCCUGGCCCUCUUUUCCCCUGAUUUCGGGUUGAUUGUUCCCGCGAAAUUUUCCGCUACUUCGGCAUCGGCUAUGUGUUUCCCGCUGUAGUGCUAGAAGCGUAGACAGCACUCCUUCCUGGCGGGUUCUGGAGUGAUAGCGCGCGAGUUCUAGUGAAGAAGGCUUACAAAACAAACAAACAAAAAAAGAGAAAAAAAAACUCACAACCCCAAUACUUGGGUGGAGCUUCGCGUAGCCGUUAGAGUACGUUUGGUGGCGAGUGACGCCACAAGCCACAGAUAACGCUGAAACUGAUGAAUGCUGUGUGAAGGCUGCCGUUCGGAAGCUUCUGUACAUACAUACUACAUACUACUCGCUAGCAGGGUGACAGAAAACGAGAGAAAAUAAUGGAGAAAAAAAAACACAAUGAAUAGAGCUAAUAAAUUGAAAUUGAA
Anopheles nili is the source of this 2809-nucleotide messenger RNA. RefSeq names its product protein sidekick-2-like. The record is from RefSeq and is a predicted model, not a curated record. Lineage: Eukaryota; Metazoa; Arthropoda; Insecta; Diptera; Culicidae. Gene Ontology annotation, molecular function: protein binding. The coding region runs from base 1 to 1929 and encodes 642 amino acids. The transcript has 12 exons.